Molecule: messenger RNA, 1772 nt
Organism: Trematosphaeria pertusa
Lineage: Eukaryota; Fungi; Ascomycota; Dothideomycetes; Pleosporales; Trematosphaeriaceae
Product: DUF1479-domain-containing protein
Exons: 2
Coding region: 90-1610 (506 amino acids)
Source: RefSeq, a predicted model, not a curated record
ACUGAGGAGGGUAUAUAAUGGGGGAGAAUUGGAGGCCUUUCUACCUCGCCAGAGCUCCGAGUUGAGGACAGAAGCAUCAAUCGCCCGCCAUGCUCUCCGCGCUGCGUACCGUCCGAACGCCCGCCAGACGCACCGUCACGCAGCUCCGCACCGCAGCCACGCAGGCCCAAAAGCGAGCAGGCGACAUCUCAGACGCGUUCGUCUCGCUAUCCGGCCAGAACUUUGCGCCUCUCCCCCCGGAGUAUGCGGACCUCAAAGGUCGCCUGAUCAAAGGACGCGAAGACGCGGUUCGCGAAUCUUGGGAACGUCUACUUCGGCAUCUACGGGAAGAGAUUCCGCUCAUCGUUGAGCUUGGGUCUAAGGUCAUUCCUGAGGUUGACUACAAGGACAUCGACAAUGCGCCCGAGACGUUCAGCAAGGAGCUGCGGAAGAGGGGCGUAGCCGUGGUGAGAGGAGUGGUGCCGGAGCAGGAGGCGCUGCAAUGGAAAGAAGAACUCAGGGAAUACAUACGGCAGAAUCCACAGACAAAAGCUUUCCCUCCUGAAAAUCCUCAAGUCUUCGAACUCUACUGGUCACGCAUCCAGCUCCUCGCCCGCGGACACCCCAACAUGCUCAAAGCCCACCGUUUCUUAAUGUCUUACUGGCAUAGCAAGGAUCCCUCUAUGCCCAUCUCGACCCGCCACCCUAUAAGCUACGCGGACCGACUACGAAUGCGCCUUCCGGGCGACUCGAGGUUCGCAUUGGGACCACACGUCGACGGCGGAAGCGUCGAGCGCUGGGACGAGAAGGGUUACGGGCUCGGCAAGGUAUACGAUUCGGUAUGGCAAGGCAAAUGGGAAGACUUUGAUCCCUGGGAGUCAAGCUGCCGAUUGCCCGUCGUGUCCGAUCUACAUCAAGGCGUGGGCGCAUGCAGCGCAUUCCGAAUGUUCCAGGGCUGGCUGUCGCUGUCCACCACCGGACCCUUCCAAGGCACACUCCUAGUGAAUCCUCUUCUCGCGAAGGCGACAGCAUACUACCUCCUUCGGCCCUAUUUCUCUCCCAAGCGCGGCAUUGAGCCGGGAGCCCAAACAGCAUCCGAAGCCGUCUCCAACUCGGCAGACUUUCUGGCAUCAGAUAAUUGGGAAAUGGACACGACGCCAUCAUCAUGGAUUCAAGGCGCCACGCCGGGCCACGGGCAAGAGCUCUCCCACCUCCUACAUCCACAUCUCAAUCUUAACCAAUCGAUGAUCCACAUGCCGACCGUCAAGCCAGGUGAUUAUGUAGCAUGGCACUGCGACACGAUCCACUCAGUCGACAAGACGCACGCCGGCAAGUCCGACUCCAGCGUCCUGUACAUCCCAGCAUGCCCGCUCACGGAAGACAACGCACGCUAUCUAGCGCGGCAGCGCGAGAAGUUCGUCAACGGAAUACCGAGUCCGGACUUCGGCGGCGGCAUCGGUGAGGCGGAGCACAUAGGACGGAUCAGGGCGGAAGAUAUGGGAGCCUUGGUAGGCGAUGAAGGGUGCAGGGCUAUGGGGCUGAAGGAAUGGGAUAGUGAUGCGGAGGGGCUAAGUCCAGGGGAGAGAGAGGUCUUAGAUAGGGCGAAUAAGAUUCUAGGCUUUUACGAUUAGGGAAGCGAGGCUUGCCGCGGCGAAUGGAGCCUGGAUGGCACGCAGCUUGGACGGGGAAAAUGUUUGCGUCUGGAGCGCUCUCUUCUACGACCUCGUUUACUUGAUAUGUUGCAUUGUAUAAAUGCAACUCUGUCAUUACCACACAUUUUCAGAUGAGCCAAC